UUUGAGGCGCCUCAAAGGAUGCCUGUGAAAGAACCAUGCGCGAGGAGUCUAUUUUUGAGGCGCCUCAAAAGGAUGCCUGUGAAAGAACCAUGCGCGAGGAGUCUAUUUUUUAGGCGCCUCAAAGGAUGCCUGUGAACGAUGUUAGAAACUGAGAACUUGAUUCAUGGAAUGAGCAAGAGCAUACAUCCUUAGGUGCUGAGCAUCGGAGAGGAUGGGAAGGGAUGAGGGAAAAUCGGAGGGAAUCCCAAAGGAACCCUCCCAAAUCGUGGGGAUUUGGGAUGGAUUGGGUUGGGAUAGGUUGGGGAUGAAAGCAAGGCUACACCCAAUCUAACAUAUAUGUCUAACCCUAAAACCAACAAAUUACUAGCACACAAAGUUGUGCCAACCGAAUUGCAGCCUAUCUCCAACACACCCCCUCUGCUGCAACGUCGGAAGCUGUAGGGACGCCAAGCCCCAUGGUACGGAGGAGACGAUAGUGAUCACGUCGUCCAACAGCCUUGGUAAACAAGUCGGCGAGGUUGCAAUCAGAGGAGAUGUGCUUGACGCAGAACUGCCCUCGCUGGGCGAGCUCGCGCAUGAAGUAGUGUCUAAGUUCGAUAUGCUUGGUCCGUUGGUGGAAGACAUGGUCUUUGGUAAGGUGUAUGGUGCUCUCAUUGUCACACCACCGAGUAAUACCCGAGCCCAGCCAUGAGGUAGGUAUGUCAUCGAGCUUCUUGGGCUGCCAUGGUGCCUGCAUGUAGCUCAGCUUCGCAGGAUGACAAUGAGACAGAUGAUGAGCGUGUGGAUCGCCAGCUGAUGACCCCACUGCCAAGGGUGAAGCAAUAGCCUUUGGAAGCGCGGCGGUCAGCUUGAUCAUCAGCCCAUGAGGAGUCGCUGUAUCCCUUGAGGUGUGGAGAGGUCGUGCCAUCGAGAGUCCUUGGUGGCUUGGAGGUAGCGAAGGACGCGCUUAGCAGCCGACCUGUGGCGAUUGGUGUAUCGACCGGCAGCAACGUAAUGCGAGAGCACACUGAUGGGGUAGGCGAGGUCGGGCCUUGUGCACAUCAUCGCAUACAUGAGUGAUCCGACGAGCUCGGGAUAUGCCUCAUCGCAAGGCUCAGGUGAUGGAACUGAUGGAGCGGUCAGAUCAUGCUGUAGGGAAAGGGGUGUUGCCACUGGCUUGGCGUUGUCCAUGGCAAAACGCUUGAGGACGUUGUUCACAUAGAACUCUGGUGAGAGAGUGAUGAUUCGAGCUUCGCGAUCCCGUGAGAUUUCCAUCCCAAGGUAGUUCUUGAGUUCGCCGAGACCCUUCAUGGCGAGAGCGUCCCAAGAGCUUGCUUGACAGCUGCCAGCUGAUUGGAGUCCUUGGAGACGAGAAUCAUAUCAUGGACGUGGAAGAGAAUGAAGAACGGGUUCUCGUUCUUGCGAAUGAAGAGACUCGAGGGUUGCCUUCAACUUCUUGUGCCAUUCCCGAGGAGCCUGCUUCAACCCGUAGACGGGUCGAUUUAGCUUCAAGACCGUGCUGGGUAGAAAGGGCAAGGAAAAUCCUUGAGGACGUUCCAUGUAGAUGUCCUCGAAGUGAUCCCCUUGGAGAAAUGCAGCAGAAACGUCCAUGGAGUGAACGUCAUAGUUGCAUCGAGCAGCAAUGUCGAGCAGGGUCCGAAGUGUGGGGAGUUUGGCCAUCGGAGAGGACGUGUCGAAGAAGUCCAUACCAUUUUUCUGCGUGAAGCCUUUUGCACAGUAUCGUGCCUUGAAGACUGUGAGUUCGCCAGGCAGUUGCUUGACGCGAAAAACCCAUUUGCCACGGACGGUGUUGACUCAUCGCAGGGGAGAGACGUUCGUGAAAGAGUUGUUACGAAUGAAUGCUUCACACUCCGCGAUCAUGGUUGCGAGCCACUGAGGGGAGUGUGGUCCAGAGAUGGCUUCAUCGUACAAGUUCGGGGUCGGGAUGGAUGGAUUUUCGGAGAAGUUGAGAGUUGGAGCGUCGGCAAGUUCGGGGAAGGGAUAGCAGAGCUGACGGAUGGCAGCAUUGAUCUCAAUCAGCUCUUCAUGCCUAUCCUCCAAGAGGUCAGGCAUGGAUGCACCCCUGGCAGGAGGAGGCAGAUUGAGGGAGAUGCGAACAGAGAGGGCGAGAGGCGGAGUGGGACCAUGAGAGUGGUUGCGGUGAGCAACAGGGACAGGAGAGGAGGGAGGAGGCAGGGGAGGAGGUGGAACGUCGACAUGAGAGCGUCCUUAGCGGCGGCGACGAUAGGUGACAGGGGAACCAGUCACAACUAUAGGCACAGAUCAUCUGUAGCCGCCGCCGGCGGUGACGAUAGGUGGCACAAGUUCUUGAUCUGUGCCAGGGGCACCCAACUAUUUUCGAAGGUCAUCCAGUCCUUCAGGGAUAUCAGAAACUCGAUCAGGCGAGCCCCUCGAGGGUCCUGGAUCCGAUGGCUGAGAAUCUUCGCAGGUUCGACAGUAGGUUUGGAUGUCCGGGUUGGCCCGAUUGUCACAGGAUCGAAUGUCCCGAGGAAAGGUUUGCUCAAUGUUGCACUAUCAAUCAGUACAAGGUGCUUUUAUACUUCCAGAAUACAUCAGGUAACCAGGU
Closterium sp. NIES-67 is the source of this 2566-nucleotide messenger RNA. NCBI's taxonomy places the organism in Eukaryota, Viridiplantae, Streptophyta, Zygnematophyceae, Desmidiales, Closteriaceae. The record is from the annotation of a GenBank genome assembly.